Messenger RNA from Knipowitschia caucasica, 1581 nucleotides. The record is from the annotation of a GenBank genome assembly. Lineage: Eukaryota; Metazoa; Chordata; Actinopteri; Gobiiformes; Gobiidae.
AUGCAGCGUAUGAGAGAAGGAAUUCACAUUCGGGCCAUGAAAGCCAAAAGGAAAGUAGAGGAGAUCUCCAAAGAGGACAUCCAGGCUUUCUUCAAGAAGAAUGCAUUUGUGCUCUUCACUGUUGGAGCAGUGGUCGUCGGGAUAAUCCUUGGGUUUGCUUUACGACCUUACAAGAUGACCUACAGGGAAGUGAAGUAUUUUUCUUUUCCUGGAGAACUGUUGAUGCGAAUGCUUCAGAUGCUUGUGCUUCCUCUGCUCGUUUCCAGUCUAAUCACAGGAAUGGCUGCUCUAGACAGCAAAGCUUCAGGCAAAAUGGGCAUGCGAGCAGUGAUUUACUACAUGACUACAACUAUCAUCGCUGUCUUUAUCGGGAUUCUGGUAGUCCUCAUUAUUCAUCCUGGGAAAGGAUCUAAGGAGGAGUUUGGAAAGCAGCGGACGAUAGAACAAGUUAGUCCAGUGGAUGCCUUCCUAGAUUUGAUCAGAAACAUGUUUCCACCAAAUUUAGUCCAGGCAUGCACACAACAGUUCAAAACUAAAUAUGGAAAGAGGACGUUUUACGUGUCAGUGACUGUGAAUGAUACAUUCUUCAACUCAACCAACGGUACCCAGGAGCUGAUGGAGGUCACCCACGAGGAGGUGAUCCCGGUGCCAGGUCAAGUCAAUGGUGUCAACGCCCUGGGGCUCGUGGUGUUCUCUAUGUGCUUUGGUUUAAUAAUUGGCAACAUGAAGGAGCAGGGUCAGCUCUUGAGGGACUUUUUUGACAGUCUCAAUGAAGCUAUCAUGCAGCUUGUUGCUAUAAUUAUGUGGUAUGCUCCUGUCGGGAUUCUCUUUCUUAUCGCAGGGAAGAUUGUUGAGAUGGAUGACUUGACGCAGAUGGGUGGACAGCUGGGGAUGUACACUAUCACAGUUAUUGUCGGCCUCACGAUCCAUGCUGUCAUCAUUCUCCCAACCCUUUAUUUUGUAAUCACAAGGCAGAACCCAUUUCUCUUUAUUGCUGGGCUUCUCCAGGCUCUGAUUACAGCUUUAGGGACUUCAUCCAGCUCAGCAACGCUGCCAGUCACCUUCAAAUGUCUGGAGGAAAACAACAGAAUCGACAAGCGAAUCACACGUUUUGUGCUUCCGGUCGGAGCAACCAUCAACAUGGAUGGAACAGCUCUGUAUGAGGCACUGGCGGCCAUCUUUAUCGCUCAGGUCAACAAUGUGGAAAUGAACUUUGGGCACAUCCUUACAAUUAGUAUCACAGCCACCGCAGCCAGUAUCGGUGCAGCAGGGAUCCCUCAGGCCGGCCUGGUCACCAUGGUGAUUGUUCUGACCUCAGUUGGACUACCGACUGAUGACAUCACCCUCAUCAUUGCAGUCGACUGGUUCCUGGACCGGCUCCGCACCACCACCAAUGUUCUGGGGGAUUCGAUUGGAGCGGGCAUCGUGGAGUUCUUGUCUCGACACGAACUCCGCAGUAAAGAUGUGGAGAUGGGAAACUCCGUGCUGGAGGAAAAGGAACGGAAGAAACCGUACAAACUCAUCCCCCAGGACUGUGAUCUGGACAAUGACAAGCGUAGGCAGAGUGAAUCUAAAGUGUAG